This is a messenger RNA of Sphaeroforma arctica JP610, 4235 nucleotides long. RefSeq lists its product as hypothetical. The coding region runs from base 13 to 4191 and encodes 1392 amino acids. The transcript is spliced from 5 exons. Lineage: Eukaryota; Ichthyosporea; Ichthyophonida. The record is from RefSeq and is a predicted model, not a curated record.
GCAAAAACAUCGAUGAUACCUGAAGUGAAAACGAGUUUAUCACUGAAACGACCGAUAAAAGACCAGGAUAAAACAGUGGGGCAGAGCGCGACCGAGGGUGUGACGGGGGUGGAGCCGGCUGGGAUGUUGGAACAGGUACCGCCUCGGCCUCAGCUAGUCCCAAUACCGAUUAAAGCUGGGGUUAAAAGUAGUAUGAGUGCCGGUGCAGGUGCGGUUUCAAGUACUGGUGCUGGGCUUUCAAUGGCGCAAGACUCGGUACCGAAAAAUACAGCUACACCAGGGGCUGCAUCCGGAGUCCAACCAUCCUCAGCCACUGCGUUCUACGCAAGGCUCGUACCUAUACCUACCGCCACUAUACCUACCGUCACGAAGGGUACGAGUGCGGCAGAUGGUGCAAGCCCCGCUACGAACAACGGCAGACCAGAGUUGAAGGCUGCCGCUGAUAGUAUAGGCGGGGUCGUGCCUCAGGUGAACACAGCAGCACAAUUAACCAAACAAGCUGGCGGUAAAGAUUCUGAUAUGGUCAAGAAUAAGGAAACAGAUAAGGAUGCCGAUAGAGAGCACAAAUCAACUGAGGAUAGCAACCUACCCAGCAAAUUGGGUAAACCAGCACUCGAAGGCGCUACUGCUGUGCCGCUUCAUACAGUCAAGCCCACGUUACAAAGUACCUCUACAGUACUCAGCCAGUCAACUAAACCGGUACUCCAAGAUACUAUUGCGGGAUUAAAACAAACCACCGACUCCACGCACCCAGACGUUGCUUCACUCAGUCCCACAGUCAAAGCUCCACUCCAAGGCACUCCCAGUACCUCGAUGCAGACUGUCGAUUCUAAACGCUCCAGUGGUCUAUCAACCCAGACAGCCAAUCCUGCACUUCAUGGUAUGAUGGGUAGUACGCCACAAAGUGUGCCAGUGCCACACUCUUCUACAGGUUCGACACAGCAAGCCAGUAUGACUAAACCGCUACAAAGUAUGCCACACCCUCCCUCUAAAACGGUACAUCAAAGCGAUACGAGUGUGCCGAUACAGCCCCCGAGCGAUCCUCGGAUAAGGCAACCGCCCAGCGACCCGCGCAUACGACCCUCACAACUGGCAGGUGGCAUUGUACGCCAAACUCUCACUUCUGGUACCACGGGCAGCGCAGUGGCUAGAUACAACACUCUUCAAAACAGCACACCUGCGAGUAGUAUACAUGCAAGUAACAUAGGUGCUGCUGUGCCUUUAGCGAAGGUCCCAACGUCGUCUACGGCUAUUCCGCUAUCCGACCGGAGUGUGAAAGCGGUAUCGCCCGCAAAUGUUCGGGAUAGUUCUUCCCCAGCACCAGAUGCAAGUAUGACAAGCAACGCGGCACCAGUUACCAUAGCCGCUCCAGCAGACCCGAGACAAGGUGCAAGCUUACCAGCAAAUGCCGCUACAACAGCCAUUGCCCCCCCCGCAGAUCCCAGACAAGGUGGUUGGUCGUUUGAGAGUCGUGAACAGUCGUACUCGACCCCUGCAGAUCCCAGGCAAGGUGCUCAGGCCACAAAGGACCGAGACGGGGAUCUUUCGCUGCCGAAAGACUGGUCUUUAUCUGGGCCUCCCCUCCCCAAUGCUCUACCUCUCACACGCCCUGUUGUACGCAAACCCGUGUCACUGACAGGACCAUCUCCGCGCAAAGCGGUGGUUAUUGAAGGGUGUUCAACUGUAAAGGAUGUGUCGGUAACGUCUGUGGUGUUGCCUCCUUUGCCUCGUGCCAAGCCGUUGGUGAAGAAGGCGGCCCUACGGGUCGGUUCCCAAACAGGACCUAUUGACCCCAGAAAUGGCCCUCAAGACCCUAGGAAAGCACUGCCAGACUCUAGAAAUGGACCUCAAGAUCCUAGAAGGACAUCACUUGACCCUAGGAAUACACCUCAAGGUCCUAGGAAUGGGCCAAAUGACCCCAGGAAUGUUCAUCAGGAUCCUACAAAAGCACCGCAGGACCUAAAGAUUGGACCUAAAGAUCCCAGAAAUGGCCUUCAAGACCCCAGAAUAGGACCGCAUGACCCUAGAUUAGGACCACAAGAUCCUAGAAAGGCCUCGCAUGACCCAAAUCCACAAAAACCGCAACCGCCGGCUUUGGCGCCCACUCUCGCACAAACACGACCACAGUCAACGCGACCAAUACUUGUAUCAUCAGACAGCCCCACCACCACACCGCACACACCUGCCACACCGACUGGCUCUACAGCAGAGCACCCCAAUGUCACCGCAAGCCCAGCACACGUGGCUGGAAAGACGCCAGCAAGCACAGGCUCACCUGUGCCUGGCGCAGAGACCCAAACCACACAAACGCACACGAAGAUACACACACAGGCCACUGCGCCACUGUCUGCGAAGGCGUCGUUGCCUGUGGAUGGGGUGUCGUCGACCGGUGCUUUGGCACUUGUGAUGGGUGGCGAUGGAGUGGACAAGAAUCGAGCGGACAAGCCUGUAGAUGCAGCUGCCGUCAAGAUCACGCCUGUAACUGAUACUACUACUAGUGCUAGUCCUCUUGUGGCUGUUAACAAGGCUAUGCACUCUGAUACCAUGAAGGGUAGCGUUUCUGAUGCUCGCGUAGGAGCACCUGUCGGUCCAUCCGCCGCACCUGCAGUUCCGGCUGAUUCCAGCGGACAGAGCCACAGCCCGAGUGUGGCUACCGUAGUGGCGCGCACACCCUCGUCAUCACAACUACAGAUCGACACACACACGAAUUCGCUCGACCCUACCACCACACAGGCUAACGCUGGUACGACAACUCCAGCGCCGCAACCCCAACAACAACAACAACAACAACCACAACCACAACCACAUAUGAGAGCACGUCGGCGAAAUAGAGCCCCGCCAAGAAUGGUAUCUAUCGCUGGCCUUGAGAAUACGAUCACUGCGCGCGCCGCCUCACCUACAGCAUCAAGCACGGUGCCAGCUAUACCCAUCGUAACAGGUACAACCGCAGGCAAUGAUAUGCCCACUACAGUAAGUGCAACCGCAGAUCGUGCUACAACAACAACCACAAUAACAGGUACAACCACAGGCAAUGAUAUGCCCACUACAGUGAGUGCAACCGCAGAUCAUGCUACAGCAACAACCACAAUAACAGGUACAACCACAGGCAAUGAUAUGCCCACAACUAUGAGUGCAACCACAGAUCAUGCUACAACAACAACCACAAUAACAGGUACAACCACAGGCAAUGAUAUGCCCACUACAGUGAGUGCAACCGCAGAUCAUGCUACAACAACAACCACAAUAACAGGUACAACCACAGGCAAUGAUAUGCCCACAACUAUGAGUGCAACCGCAGAUCAUGCUACAACAACAACCACAAUAACAGGUACGGACGCAAGUGGCGCUUCCGCCACAGCCGCUAAGGACACAACAGCACCACUGGUAGGUUCAACCACCGCUACAUCCGCAAUAGCAGGCCUUGGCCCAAACAAUUCUACAGCCACAAUGUUAGGUACGACUGCAAGUGUCGCUAUAGCACCUGUAUCUGCCAUACGCGUAAGGGACGCUGCAACUACGGGAGAAGGCGCAAUUGGAACUACCGCUACUAUACCUACCUCUUCUGCAACCACAAGUAGUACUACAGGCGUAGAAACUGUUACAGGCGAUAGCGCAAACACUGAUACCACUACAACACCUGCUACCACCGCACACUCUGCUCAAGGCGCAAGCGCUCGAUUAGAUCUGGGUGCAGGUACCUCUACGGCGGAAGAGAAGGUGCCGGAUACACAAACACACACCAGCACGGUAACAGGCAACGGCAUGCAUGCGAGUGCAAGGGUACUGGAUAUGCCAACCAUAAGUGGGAAUGCAACACGCAAGCGGAGAUUUUCUGUCGUAGACUCGGCGAGUAAGGACCAAGCACACACAAAGACGAUACCCACAGCACAUGCAGCGACAGACAGUACCGGACAUCAGGCAACAGCGGAUGUGACUCAGGCUGAAGAAGUUGGUAAGGCAGCUGUUGAUACGGAUCCAGUAGAUGAUGCCGCCGUUUUUAAGGACAUUAUAUCUGGCACAAUGGAAUCGGCCGAAGACUCCGAAUCUGACGCACCCCCAGUGUGCGUACCGCUUUCACCCUCAAUGACGUCAGCGAAGAAAAUCCCGCCAUCUACAGAGGAAGAAAUUAAAGCUGCACGUGCUCGUAUAUUCGGCGAUUCGGUAAACAGAUAUCUUCGAAAGGUUUGUUGACGCUGGCAAAAGUGGUAGCUAUUAAAUCUGCGCGUGCAUUUAUG